AUGUCUGAAUCCAAUGUCACCUUUCAACCCUCUCUCUUCAUCCUCACUGGCCUCCGAGGGCUAGCGGGUGCCCGCCUGUGGCUAGGCCCACUCCUGAGCCUGAUGUACGUGACGACAAUGGCAGGGAACUGCACAGUCAUUUACUUAGUGAGGACUGAACGCAGUCUGCAGGAGCCCCAGUACCAUUUUUUAUCUAUGCUGGCCGGAGCUGACAUUGUCUUGUCUGUCUCCACGCUUUUCUCUGUGCUAAAAGUCUUUAUCUUUGAUCUUUAUGAAAUUGCAUUUGAUAGUUGCCUCACUCAGCUCUUCUUCAUCCAUACAUCAUCCUCCGUGGGCUCAGGAAUCCUGUUAGCCAUGGCUUUUGACCGCUUUGUGGCCAUCAGUCAUCCCCUGCAAUACACUACGAUACUCACCAACCCACGAGUCACCAAGAUGGGACUGGCAGCCUUUCUAAGGGGUGUCGCGCUCAUGACGCCCUUACCUAUACUGCUCAAGAGACUACCAUUCUGCAAGGGGCAGACGCUGUCCUAUUCCUACUGCAUCCACCCAAAUGUCAUGAAACUGGCUUGUGGUCAAGUCAAAAUCAAUAUUUUCUACGGACUUGUUUUGGUUAUACUUUCCUUCGGGGUAGACUUUCUGCUCAUAGCCAUUUCGUAUGCUCUGAUAUUUAAAGCAGUCCUGGGGAUUGCCUCCAGAGAGGGGCAGAUGAAGGCACUCAACACUUGUUUAUCUCAUAUCUUUAUCGUCUUUAUUUACUAUGGCCCUUUGCUGGCAAUAACUGUAAUGCAUCGAAUCAGCCAGAGAAGUUCUCCAAUAGCACACGCAGUCCUGGGCAAUAUAUAUCUCUUCAUGCCCCCAAUGCUUAACCCAAUUGUGUAUAGCCUGAAGACCAAGCAGAUUCGUUCUGCCCUGAGAAAAUCUUUGAAGAUCCAGAUUAGAUGA
Messenger RNA from Meriones unguiculatus (Mongolian gerbil), 942 nucleotides. RefSeq names its product olfactory receptor 51E1-like. The transcript has a single exon. Gene Ontology annotation, molecular function: olfactory receptor activity; G protein-coupled receptor activity. Gene Ontology annotation, cellular component: membrane. Gene Ontology annotation, biological process: G protein-coupled receptor signaling pathway. The record is from RefSeq and is a predicted model, not a curated record. NCBI's taxonomy places the organism in Eukaryota, Metazoa, Chordata, Mammalia, Rodentia, Muridae. The coding region runs from base 1 to 942 and encodes 313 amino acids.